AUGUCUGUCAUUCUUUCUAUCUUGGCUGCCGGCAGCCUACCAGCACUCAUUUUUGGGGCUCCGGUUCCAUCCCUUCUCUCUCGCGAUGUUGCAGUAGCAGAUGUUCAGUCUUUACAAACUCGUUCUUCGUCCUCUUACACUGUCUUUGGUGGCGAUGGAACGACCACUGCUGGAUGGCCAUCCAUCAAUGACUGGGUCGCAACCUACGAUGAGAUGUUCGCCGCCAAUAAGGCGACCAUGUCCGCGAGCUGUACUAACUUUGGCUUCGAAAACGAUUCUGAUGAUGAGAUCAACAGCAUCAAUAGCGCUAUCCAGUCCGUUUCUGCAUCCAGCGGCGUUGACGCACGUUUCAUUCUCGCUAUUGUCAUGCAGGAAAGCACUGGUUGUGUGCGAGUAGGUGGCACAAACAACGGCGUCAACAACCCAGGUCUCAUGCAAUCCCACAACGGCAAAGGAACAUGCAACACUGGAACCCCUCUUUCUCCCUGCCCCUCUAGCGAAAUUACCCAAAUGAUCGAGGAUGGCACUACGGGCACAGCUGAUGGAGAUGGUCUCAAGCAACUUAUCGCACAAGCUAUAGCAACAUACGGAGCCGACGGUGCGACCGAAUACUACAGGGCAGCACGAAUGUACAACUCUGGAUCCCUCGCCUCUGAUCUCAACCUGGGUCAAGGUGGUGCCACAGCUUGUUAUGCCUCCGAUAUUGCCAACCGUCUCUUGGGGUGGUCUACGGGUACAUCCAGCUGCGUAUCGAGUGUAGUUCAAGACCUCACCAGUUCUGGCACAUUCGUAUCUGGAAAUGAUGGCAGUGCUUCAAGUGGAACUACCACUGCUCCUGUUGCCUCUGCCACUUCUACUGCCCCUGCCAUCAGCAGUAUCACCGUUUCUCUAGACCCUACAACCACUGCUGCGCCCACCGCCACUCCCACGGACACAAAACCAGUUGCUGCACCUACUACUACCACUACCACAACUACCACUCCUCCUGCCGCAACCUCAGCUGCUGCGUCUGCUAGUGCUACUUCAUCUGCUACUUCCUCCGCUACCACCACUCUGACCGGUCCCGUCUACCCCGGCGCCGUAUCAACCUGCCAGCAAUGGACUCUUGUCGUCUCCGGCGAGUACUGCCUCGAAGUUGAAAGCGACAUCGGCAUCACGGCAUCUCAGUUCGAGGACUGGAAUUCAGGUCUGGAUGCAGUGUGCUCGAAUUUGUGGCUGGGCUACGAAUACUGUGUCAAGGCUUAG
Talaromyces amestolkiae is the source of this 1245-nucleotide messenger RNA. RefSeq lists its product as uncharacterized. The record is from RefSeq and is a predicted model, not a curated record. NCBI's taxonomy places the organism in Eukaryota, Fungi, Ascomycota, Eurotiomycetes, Eurotiales, Trichocomaceae. The coding region runs from base 1 to 1245 and encodes 414 amino acids. The transcript has 2 exons.